Messenger RNA from Oncorhynchus gorbuscha (pink salmon), 4197 nucleotides. Its product is annotated as CD2-associated protein. The transcript is spliced from 20 exons. Bases 408 to 2492 code for a protein of 694 amino acids. Gene Ontology annotation, molecular function: protein binding. Lineage: Eukaryota; Metazoa; Chordata; Actinopteri; Salmoniformes; Salmonidae. The record is from RefSeq and is a predicted model, not a curated record.
GACUUCUUUGAUCCCCAAACCAUUACACUGUUCAUGCUCUCGGCUAAUGAACGAAUGGCAGUCCAACUUCCUCUCGCGGGACUCUCCUUUCUAAAUAUCGCGGAGUUUCCUUCUGUUUUGUAUGUGUGUGGCAGGCGUAGUUUCGGGAAAGUCUAAGAAAGGUGGAGACUUUCGGGAUAACUUCCUGUACAGUAAUCUUGAAAUCAUUAGCUACAAAGAUAGGUUUGGUUGGCUAUUCAAGCAAAGACGAAUGGCUUAAGUAACGGUGUGCUAAACUUGAUUAUCGGUAUUGAAUUAAAUACACAUACAGUAGCUAGCAUUCAAGCUGCUAUAUAACUCAAGCAACCGGAUAGCAGAUUCCAAACAUCUCAUAUAGCGAGACGGUCCUGGCCACAUUGAAGGACAGUAUGGUAGAGGUUGUGGUGGAGUAUGAGUACGAAGCCCUCCAUGAAGAUGAGCUGACCCUGAGGCUGGGAGAAGUGAUCAGGAACGUCCGCAGGAUCGAGGAGGAGGGAUGGAUGGAGGGAGACCUCAAUGGGAAGAGGGGACUCUUCCCUGACAACUUCGUCAAGGAGAUGAAGAAGGAGCCCAAGGAGGUGAAUGUGACAAAAGAGGAGGCCAAGGAGGAGACGCAGCCCCAGCGGAGAGAGAAGAGUGCAGGGAAUGUGGCCAACCUGGUCCAGCGGAUGAGCACCUACGGCAUCCCAGCUGGGGGCUUCCAGCCACACUCACAGCCCCGGGGUCUCAAGAAGAAACCUAAGAAGCGGCAGUGCAGGGCUCUGUUUGAAUACGUGCCCCAGAACGAGGAUGAGCUGGAGCUGAAGAUAGGGGAUAUCAUCGACAUCAAUGAGGAGGUGGAGGAAGGCUGGUGGAGUGGAACCAUGAAUGGCAAAUCAGGACUGUUUCCCUCCAACUUCGUCAAAGAGAUGGAGACGAACGCAGACGGACAGACAAAUGACUUAACAGAUGAAGCCGACGCCAGUGGUAAAGAAGCUCUGCUCCCCCCCUCCCCCACCCACCCCUCUCCAGGCAAUGGAGUGAUCACCCAGCCCAAGAAGAUCCGGGGGGUGGGCUUUGGGGACAUCUUCAGGGAAGGCUCGGUCAAGCUAAGGGCCCGCCUGCCCAGCACAGAGGGAGAGGAGAAGAAAGACAAACUUAAGUCAUAUAACCCAUAUGACAUACUCUGUAGCAGACUGGCAUACUCUUCACAAACACUGACCUGCACGCUGACUAACGCACUGUCUUUUGACCAAUCGCCAAUCCCAUUAUUACCAUCUGCCGCAAAGCCCGCCCAUUCCAACGUGACAGACUCACAGAAAGCAGAGGGGGACAGCAAAGCAAAAGUAAAAGAAUACUGCAAGGCCACAUUUGCGUUUGAAGCCACAAACCAAGAUGAGCUGACACUGAAAGAGGGCGACGUCAUACAGAUUUUGAGUAAGGACACAGGGGAGCCGGGGUGGUGGAGAGGGGAGAUCGGAGGUAAAGAGGGAGUUUUUCCUGACAACUUUGUGGCUGUGAUGUCAGACGCAGACAAAGAGCCGGCUCCCACAUCAAGAGGAUCAGUCAAACUCUCUCCCAGGCAGGAAGCAGAAGAGAGACCCAAGAAGCCACCCCCACCAUCAAAAAGCAUAGCUCGCAAACCCGAGGUCCCGUUGGCUGACAAGAAGCCCCUGCAUCCGCAUCCUGAGGACCGAGGUGACAAGACAGAUCAAAAACUGUCAAAGCCAACUGCCCCUCUGGUCCCACCCAAGAAACCUGUCCCCCCGCCAGGCAAGAGUAAACCAGGCGUCCUCCCCCCAAAACGUCCAGACAAGCCUCUCGCACCCUCCCUAGGGGCCAAGCACAAUGGAGAGGUGCCUUCCACACUUCCAAAGUCUGAUUUUGAGCCAACGUUACCCAGCAAACCAAAAACACUGUCGGGUGACUGGGGGGACAAAGCCCUUGACAUGGACCUGAUGAGCUUUGAUGAUCUGUCAUCUACCUCUGAGAAGCUGUCUCACCCCACCGCUAACAGACCAAAGAUGGCUGGCAAGAGGCUUCCCGCUCAGUUUGGAGGAGGCCACUCUCCAAACAAGGACAUCAGCGUGGAGAAAACCUUCAUGUUUGACGAAGAGGACCGCCCCAAGCCAAAGUUGAUAGACGCAAGAAAGCCAUCCAUGCCCAGCUCACACUCCCAGUCUCCCGUCCUCAAGCCCAGCCCAUCCCCGUCAGAGGGGCUCAAGGCCAGUGCGGCUUCAGCCCCUGGCCGCAGAAGUCCCAGCCCAGGCCCCUGCGCGGAGACCAAGCCCAAGGCAGAGCCAGAGGAGCGGAAGUCUGAGCUGCAGGACCUCAGAGGCCAAAUGAAAGAACUGCUGCUGUCUGUGGAGCUCCUCAAGACCCAGCAAAUGAGAGAGAUGGCAGAACUGAGAAGCGAGCUGGACGAGGAAAGGUUGAAACGAGUGGCCCUGCAGAUGGAGAUAGAGAAAUUAAAGAAGAUGGUUCAUUCGACGUGAACUCUGACCCAAUCAGCCUGGAACAUCAGUCACCUAUCGGUCUGUCUCUAAGUAGAAACAGGAAGGGGACGAUGGCAUUCCUAUAAUACUUUUAGUUAUCAUCAACCUAUUCCACAUUUGUAAGAUUUACAUUUUUGCACAUAUUAAGGUUUUCUAGUUCUAGAAAGGUGAUAAAUACAGAUGUAUAUGUUUUUUGUUUCUUUUUGUUUUGCCAACACAAACGAUCGAGGCCUUACUAACUACUGCGCUGGACUGGCAGUCUCUGCAUUCCUAUGGGAAUGUGUGAGGGUUGCUCUCAAUACUACUGAUUCUGUACAAAGCGUUAGGGGAUUCCUUUUUGUUUUAUGACUUGCAGGUAGUUGAUUUUAAAGAUGAUUCUGAUUUUCAGUUAAAAUAUCCAUAUUAGCCUCCUUUAGAUCAUAAUGAAUUAUAUUGUGAUCUGUUGCUAUAGCAACAGUGUUGUACUCCAUUGCUAUGGCAUAAGGGAUCAUUUUCUAUGGGUUUUUUCUUCUAACAUUCCUAUCCAGGGUAACACUGUUGUGCCUGUUAAACACAUAUUAAAGUGUUAAUAUUGGGAGAUUACGUUUAUCAAACUGUUUAGACUUGCUGAUGAUCUAUAUUUGUAAGUUCUGACAAUGUGCUUAGACAUAUAGAGGGUCCUUUUUUUCGUUCUCAUGUUGUUCUUCUUGUAAAGGUCUCAUGGAACUGUGCUCUCAAAGAGAGAGUGACAGGUGUGUUAUAUCCAUCAUGUAUUUGGUACCAUCAAAUACAGCCAAUUGUAGCGCUACUUGAAAAGAGCACCAGUGGUUUAUGAGAUGAACCUCCAUUUUAUUUCACGCCACGGUCGAAGUUGUGGCUUACUCAUCGAUUGUUGUUAUCUUGCACCAACUCCUGUACGCCAAAUUGCUCUGACCCCGCUUUUAUGAAGCAUAUGCAGCUCUGUCUAAAUCUCUCUCUGUAAACAAAAUCAUGUGUGCUUUGAAGAGUGAGCAAUCUCUUUCUAACCUCCCAGAUGAGACCUGAAGUCCUGUAUAGCAGUGACCUUUGUGUGUCUCCAUGUUGUCCUGAAUGUGUCUGGUUCACAUGUUGUCCUGAAUGUGUCUGGUUCACAUGUCUUUAUACUUGGACCAAGUAGAAACGUGGAGCAUGGAGGCCAACUGAGCACAUAGUCCAGUACACAGUAUCUCUGCCAUUUCUCAUUACUGUAAGUGAGAGGCUGAAUGGAAAUGCAUUGGGGAAGAGAUCUACUUGAUACAGAAGGGUUAAGCUCUGCACUGUGCCAAUGCACAGCCAGCACCACUUUGUCAAUGAAAAGUACGUGAUUGAACUCAACGAAGGACAGUGUUUUUUGAUGGGAUGCGUUCAGUGUACCGGACAGACAAAUCAUGAAAGAAAUUGCCUUUGAUGAAAAGCAUUUUUGAGGUUUUCGCUAGAUUAUGCAGCAUUUUGUUGAUUCCCAAUGUGUUACUUUACCCAUCAUGACCAGAAGGAUGUUUGCCUCGACUCCAGAUCAUCCUGAACACUGUGGACGGCCUUCUUUCUCUGCAUCCUUCUUCAUAUUCUAUUUUAGCAAUCUAAUUAUUUACAUUUAUAUAUAUAAUGUGUGUGUGUGUGUGUGUACCAGUCAAAAGAUUGGACACCGAGUCAUUCAAGGGUUUUUCUUUAUUUUUUAAUUUUCAACAUUGUAGAAUAAUAGUGAAUACAU